Molecule: messenger RNA, 888 nt
Organism: Chaetomium strumarium
Lineage: Eukaryota; Fungi; Ascomycota; Sordariomycetes; Sordariales; Chaetomiaceae
Exons: 3
Coding region: 1-888 (295 amino acids)
Source: RefSeq, a predicted model, not a curated record
AUGAAACUCCAAGUCGUCACUGCCGCCGCCGCUCUGCUCGUGGCCUCUGUCGCGGCCCUCCCCGCCCCUGUCCCCAUCGACAACAACCACGGCCUCCUCCCAGACACGGACGACUGGGUUGACGAUGACGGCGUCGUUGAGGUUCGCGACACGGAAGCUGUUGUCGCCGACGUGCUCGAAGCCCGCGAGGUGAUUGCGGCGCGGGAUGUGGACGCCGACGAUGAUGAUGUUGAUGAUGAUGUUAUUGUCACCAUUGAGGUCGUUGAGGCCCGAGACAAUCAUGCCACUGAGGUCGAUGAGACGGGCAAUGAUACGAUCACCGCACGGGAUGUGGAUGAUGAGGGUGAUGACAUUGAUGAUGCCCCGUCCGCGGUUGAGGCGCGCAAGGUACAGAUCGACGACGCAGCCGCCAACUUCAACUUCACCUCCGACUUUGGCUUUGCGCUGGACCGCCUGCUGGCCGAGAUCGAGUCGAUCCCCGACGACGUGCUGGCCGCCGGCGACGAGGCGCUGCACAAGUGGCUCGUCGAGCACGGCGAGCGCGCGGGUGACGACAACAGCGCGACCCUCAAGCGCGAUGAGGACUCGUCCGACGACGCCGCCGUCCUCCUCCUCGAGCGCGGCGAGCUUCUGGCCCGGGCGUCGUGGUGGAAGGUCACCAAGUGCGUCGCCGCCAUCGUCCAGCUGCUCGCCACCACCGCCGUGCCCGCCGCCAAGCUGCUCCGCAUCAAGAAGUACAUCGAGGCCCUCGGCGGCGUCAAGCAGGCCGUGCAGCUCCUCCUCGGCGCCACCACCAAGGCCGAGAAGCUCAGGGCCGGCGGCGAGGCCCUCGUCGCGCUGUCAGCGGAACUGCUUGGCAUCAGCACCGUUAAGAAUAACUGCUUCUAA